AUGGGUGUGCUGGGAUGGAUAGGUAUUUCCACAUUUUUUUUUUAUCAUUUUCUCUACUCUUUUUUUCUUUCAAUUCUUUCUCCUUACACUUUUUCUUUCUUCCUUUCUUUCCCACUACUCUCUCUAUCUUUCGCUCUUCUCUUUCAUUCUUUCUUUCUUUUUUUCUUUUCACUCUUUCUUCUUAUUCUUUCUGUCUGCUUUUUCUUUCUUUCACCCUACUUUUUCUUUCUUUAUUUGUUUCUCCUUAUUCUUUUUCUACUCUUUCUUUCUUUCUACUCUUUCUCCUUACUGUUUCUUUCGACUCUUUCUUUCUUUUUUCUUUCUUUCUCCCUACUCAUUGAUUCUUUCUUAUUUUCUUCCCACACCUUCUUUCUCACUACAAUUUCUUUCUUUCUUUCUUUCUUUCUUUCUUUCUUUCUUUCUUUCUUUCUACUCUUUAUCAUUACUCUUUCUUUCUACUCUUUCUUUCUUUCAUUCUUUCUUUCUUCUCUUUCUUUCUUUCUCCUUACUCUUUCUUUCCUCUUUAUCAUUACUCUUUCUUUCUACUCUUUCUUUCUUUCAUUCUUUCUUUCUUCUCUUUCUUUCUUUCUCCUUACUCUUUCUUUCUUGCUACUCUUUUUCAUUACUCUUUCUUUCUACUCUUUCUUUCUUUCUUUCUUUCUCCUUACACUUUCUUUCUUGCUACUCCUUUUCAUUACUCUUUCUUUCUUUCUUUCUUUUUUCUUUCUUUCUUGCUACUCUUUUUCAUUACUCUUUCUUUCUACUCUUUCUUUCUCCUUAAUCUUUCUUUCUUCCUACUCUCUUUCAUUAUUCUUUCUUUCUACUCUUUCUUUCUUUCUUUCUACUUACUCUUUCUUUCUUACUACUCUUUUUCAUUACUCUUUCUUUCUUUCUUUCUUUCUCCUUACUCUUUCUUUCUUUCUACUCUUUAUCAUUAUUCUUUCUUUCUAUUCUUUCUUUAUUUCUUUAUUUCUUUCUUCUUACUCUUUCUUUCUUGCUACUCUUUCUCAUAACUCUUCUUUCUACUGUUUCUUUCUUUCUUUCUACUCUUUAUCAUUACUCUUUCUUUAUACUCUUUCUUUCUUUCUUUCUUUCAUUCUUUCUUUCUUUCUUGCUACUCUUUCUAAUUACUCUUUCUUUCUUCUCUUUCUUUCUUUCUCCUUACUCUUUCUUUCUUGCUACUCUUUACAUUACUCUUUCUUUCUUUCUCUUUCUUUCUUGCUACUCUUUAUCAUUGCUCUUUCUUUCUACUCUUUUCUUUUCUUUCUUUCUUUCUUUCUUUCUUUUUUCAAUCUUUCUUUUUUUUCUUUCUUUCUUUCUACCUUUCCUUUCUUUCUCCCUAUUCUUUCCUUCUUUCUUUCUUUCAACUCUUUCUUUCGCUUUUUUUUCUUUUUGAUUAAUGGCAAUCGGCGUAGAAAGCUGAGAUCAGAGAACCGGGGGGAUGUGCUUCCUAUUUAUCUAUUUUAUCGUACAUCUAUCUAUCUAUAUCUAUCUAUCUAUCUAAUCUAUAUCUAUCUAUUCUAUCUAUCUAUCCAUCUAUCUAUCCCUUUUCUAUCUAUCUAUCUAUCUACAUUUCAAAUAUGUUAUCACGUCGGUACAUUGAAUUAG
This is a messenger RNA of Acanthosepion pharaonis, 1608 nucleotides long. The record is from the annotation of a GenBank genome assembly. NCBI's taxonomy places the organism in Eukaryota, Metazoa, Mollusca, Cephalopoda, Sepiida, Sepiidae.